Messenger RNA from Biomphalaria glabrata, 2026 nucleotides. RefSeq names its product costars family protein ABRACL-like. The transcript has 3 exons. NCBI's taxonomy places the organism in Eukaryota, Metazoa, Mollusca, Gastropoda, Planorbidae. Gene Ontology annotation, biological process: regulation of actin filament-based process. Bases 177 to 416 code for a protein of 79 amino acids. The record is from RefSeq and is a predicted model, not a curated record.
UCUAGAUCUGAUCUGAUAUAUAUCUAGGCCUGUGAACUAAUCUAGAGUUUAGGGCCGACCCUCGAAUCUGCCUCUACUCCUCUAGAUCUAGAUCUAGAGUCUAGAAUAUCAGAAUUCAGAUUUUCUAAAAUCUAGAUAUCUAGUCUGCAAAACAAAUAUCUGAAACAUUGACUAAGAUGAAUGUAGAACAUGAAAUACAUCUGCUUGUAGAAGAAAUAAAGCGCCUUGGAAAAGAAGGAGCUGGUGGUAAAUAUGAGGUGACAUUUGGAACUUUGUUUAAUGAUGACAAAUGUGCAAAUAUUUUUGAGGCUCUGGUUGGCACACUCCGAGCGGCUAAAAAGAAGAAAAUCAUAAAGUAUGAUGGAGAACUUCUUUUGCAAGGUGUUCAUGACAAAGUUGUUAUUUCAUUGUGCUGACAGCAUUUAGCACAUAGUGUUGAGUUUCUUCUUUUAAGUGCUAGUAAAUGACAAGCAUUAACUAUAGCAUGCCUUCUAUUGCAUUUGUAUUUAGUUUUUUUUUUUUUUUUAUUGUUGUUGAAUGGUUAUAUAGAAUUUUAAAAAUAUUUUAUUUUAUUUAUGGGAACAUGCACUGUGACCCAGAUAAAACAUUGUAAAAUCACCCUAUUUUAUAUAACCUUUUUUCUCUGCUUUAAUGUUUCUUAUUAGAAAAGCAAUGACUUAGCAGAGUUUAAUUUAUUGAUUAACAUGCAGGACUAGAUUGACACAUGAAAUGCGUAGGACAUAAUUAUUUUCUUUUUUGAAGUAUCGUCUGUAAUAAGAUAAAAUGCUACAUAGAGUAAUGUGGAAGUCUGUGAUGCUGAUUUCAAGACAGACAAAAUGCCAUGAUAAAAAGGUGUUUGUUCAGCUAUUGAUAGAAACUUGACUGUGUUGAAAUCAAUAAUAUCGACAUGCAGGAAACACUUCUUUGGCGAGUAGGAACUAAGUACACCAUCAAAAACUUCUAUUGCCCACCAUCUUCAACAGCAGAAAUAGACCUACAACUACCACUCUACACAAGGACAAUAAUAGCUGGUGACUUUAAUGCAUAUGCACCCUCCCUAGGCUACCCAUAAAAAAACUUUGAAUGCCCCUCCCUAAUCCACCUUAGGCAGACCCUACUUCCACUACAGCCCAACAUAACCAACACCUUGUAAGGCAGUGCUGAACAACUGAAGAAAAUAGCACACUUUUUUUUCCUUGGCACAGUCUGCAAAAGAGCUCACAGCUCAGCAGCAAUAAAGCUGGCUAGAAGAAGAAGAAGAAACCAAUAAAUUCUUAUUAAAAAGAGUUGUAAUUUAAAUUUUUUUUUCAGUUUAUAGGUAGUUACAAUUGUAAUAAAAAAAAAUGUAUAACUAUCACUAUUCUUUUUCAUCACCACAUAUGCCUUUAUGAAUUUUUUGAAUAUUCAUGCUGCUAGUAAUGUGUGAAUAUGAUUUAAAGUAAAAGAUUGAUUUCUCUUAUUGCUUUAGAAAUUGAUAUUUACAAGUUAUUAAUAGAUUUUGUAAGCAUGUUUUAAAUAGAUCAAAUUAUGUUAAAUGGUGAAAAUUUGUUUAGAUUUGUAAAAAUGCUGUAAUUGAUAUUAAACUGCUUGAUGUAUUGCUGGAUGAUUAAUGUGCCUCUCAAUAAUGAAAGAGAUAUAAAUUAUAUUUAUUUUAUUGGCAAUAUAACCAGGCUUGAUUCAUUAGGCAUGCUUGUGUUCUGUUGACUGCAAUUGAUUUUCUUUUUAUUUUUGGAUGUGAUUAGUGCGAAAAUGAGUUACAAUAAACAGAACUCUUAGCUUCGAGUAGGUUUGUAUAAUUUGACAUUAUAUUAUGCCUGUACAUUUUCAUUAUUCUAAAAAAGAAUAUUGGAUUUGUGAUUGUUCAAGCAACCAACUGUUUGGAACUCUUUGUAUUAAAUAAUCUUUUUUGUCAAUGAUGUCCUACUUUUGACUGCGGUGUCCUGUUAUAUGAUGCAACAAUGUUACUCUUAUUUCAUUUCCUUUUUUUAAAAAUAGAAAUCAGUAAAAAAAAAAAAAAAAAAAAGAA